UUUUAGGAUGGAUUGAGGGACAUCCAGUCUGUUCAAGUGAUUUGUUCAGACAAUGAAUGAAUGAUGAUUUAUUUAGACAUAUCAAACACCUCUUAUGUUAGUCACUCGGAAACAUCCUCCCAACAGAAUGCCCAUACAGCAGCGUGGUAGAUCAGCUCUAAAAGAUCGUUGUGUUGUUGUGCUCGGUGAAUUCUCGGAGGUGUUUGGACCACUGGCCUUGAAAAUAAUCCCUGAUGAUAUUGAGAAGAGUACUCGUGAGGAAAUCAGCAACUUUAUCGUGCAAGUGAUGGCAGUGGACUACACAGGAACCCACGCGGGAGUACCCACCUACUCCCCAGCUGAUACCUCGUUGUUGUACCAGCAGACAAAGUCACACAUAUCCGCUCUCGUUCAUUAUUUUAAUCUGCACGAUGUCAAGGCGAGAGGGUACUCACGGAUAUUCACCCUCUCUUUCAUAACUCUAUCACCUGACUGUCUGUUUCCGAAUGUAAACACCAUCAAAUCUUGCUUUGAGGAUAUCUCCAAGGUGUGCCACGACGAAAAUCUCUUGAUGUUUCAUUCAGAAAUGCUGGACAAGAAAGUUCAUUUUGCUAACGAUGUCAUUGAGCGUAGGCAGAUACAAUGGUGGUUGAACGAGAUGGAGAGGAUGUACUCACUACCGUCACCAGCCCCCGACUCCCCUGACAACCUAGAUAAAGUGGAAGGUACUGCUACUGAUGACAUCACUCUCAGACCCUUCUCAACCUACCCUGCUGGUGAUGCUGGACCCAAACUGGUCCAGAGUUGGAGAAGUUUACCUAGUUUACUAGAUCAGGAUCCGUCAAAUAAGUACGUGAAGCAUAUAGUGAAGGGUAAAAUACAGUGCGGAGAGGGAUCACUGCGGGGUAUUGCCGAGCUGGUUCCAAUUGCUUACUGUUACUUGCAGCGAUCCAUGGUUCAGCUCUACAAGAGCAAAGGUACCUGUGGUAGUUUAAAGAAACCUUGUGUUAAAGAGACACCCACGUUAGCGAUAGGACGAUACUCUAUACAGUUCCCAAGUCCAACUUUCACGUCUGGUGUAGAAGGAAUUGCUAGUAUAGACAAGUACGAGAUCAACUUUAAAAUUUUCAGAGUAACGCUUACGACAUACUGCUAAGUCCAAAACUGGAUUGUUCGCUGAAGAGUUCUGAUCCUUCCUUCAUCAGCGUCUUCACGGGAUCACCUCUAUCAAAUAAUAAGCAGCAAAAGUUGAGACAAUCAGUAAGCUGCAGUUCUCCGAAAACUAUAGAACUUGACUUGUUCCGGUUCAGACGAAUUCUCAAAAACAGUUACAGAGACUUUGUAUUCUCCGUUCUGAGUGGUCGACCUCUGGUGGUUAUAGGUAACGAGGAUGACGACAUGAGCUGCUCCUUUAAAAACGCUCUGUCUCUGUUCGUGACGUGUCCUCAUAGGGUGUGCCCUUUUGUCGUCAGUGAGUUACAGUUGGAAGAUCUGGGAAAGUACACCUUGAUUCAGUGUAAAAGGAACGCUACAACUAUCAAAAUGGUCGAAUGUUUCGCCCAGAGCGGAUUAUGUAGUGUGAUACACCACGAGAGACGAAGUGGUAAGGCUCCCAAGUACCGAGGAGAUCUUAUCCCGCGGAUCUGGGGAGAAGACGGCAGCAAGAACAGUGUCAGCUUCAGUGAAAGAACGUUGUUCAGCGUGGUUCAGUCAGGUCUUGUUUCUGAGCUAGCGUUCGAGCUCCUAGACAAAUAUUACUCCUUGCUACUUGACAAAGAGUGCUCAGUAGAAGCUGUUCUCGGAACAAGCCCUGAAGAACAGUGUGAUAAUCAGAUCUACAAGUUCCAGAUCCUUCUCCUCCUCAACCCCACCUCCUCUCUCCUCGCCACCUCCCACAACCUCAGCACUGAGUUCAAGUACUACUAGUCAUAGACAUAGAAAAUGUUCGUUGUUGAUUGAUCUCUAUUGGCUUUUAUCGAUGAAUGCUUAUAUAAAUGACAUUACUUCUUCGUUGAAUUGACAGAUGAUGAAUCAAUUUAGAAUUUCAACAGAAAUUUUAUUGUUGUUUUAACCUUCUUUAACUUGUUGGUGAUUGCUUUUAGAUACAAAAUUAUUAAUUAUAAUAUAGAUUGUUGACGAUUGUUGAUUAAGAUGCAUAAUUUCGUUUCAUACGUUUAGAUAUAAUAUCGAUUUGUAUCAAUUAAUUUAUUAAAUGUGCUGGCCACGAUGUUUUUAUUGCACGUUUUAACCAGAAGUACAGAUAUUUACCAUUUUGACCAAUUGAUUAAAUAGUCUACAUUAAAAUGUUCACCGCCAAUGUUUUGAAAACCUAAGUUUUACCUUUUUCAGUUACGUUUUAAACCAACUCGUCUGAUUUGGGGUGUUUUACUGUGAAUUUUAUCCGAUGAUAAAUAUUUCUAUUUUUGUAUGACAG
Messenger RNA from Bolinopsis microptera, 2413 nucleotides. RefSeq lists its product as uncharacterized. NCBI's taxonomy places the organism in Eukaryota, Metazoa, Ctenophora, Tentaculata, Lobata, Bolinopsidae. The transcript has 16 exons. Bases 95 to 1135 code for a protein of 346 amino acids. Gene Ontology annotation, cellular component: guanyl-nucleotide exchange factor complex. Gene Ontology annotation, molecular function: GTPase activator activity. The record is from RefSeq and is a predicted model, not a curated record.